CACGAAUCGCCAUUAAGCAAUAUUGAGCGCAUAUAUAUGCCAUCAUUCAAGUUCUCCAGGCUGUCACAUCUCACAUCUUCAUCUGCUUCGACUAAGUCGCUUCGAAUUUUGAUCCAACGCCGCUCUACGAUUGACUCUGAGAUACAAGCCGUCACGCCGAGCAAUCGCAGUCGAGGGUCCCCACCUAUCACCACACCCUGUUUUGCCCGACCAACCGACUCAUCCAUCCGACACUUCUGAUUGCGUAUUGCAGUAUGUCAGCCGCACCUGCUUCCGUUGAUGGAGUACCAUUAGGGAGGCAACCAGAAGAUCACAUCAAGGUGAUGGCCGGCAAAACACCAUCAAAGUUUACCGACCCCUGCAGAAGAGCAUCGGCGCUUUCGAUGAAAUGCUUGGAGGAUAACAGCUACGACAAAGCGAAGUGCGCAGAAGCUUUUCAGGUGUAUCGUGAUUGCAAAAAGACGUGGGUCGAGCAAAGGCGGAAGGACAGGAGGGAGGGCAGGCCUGGGGCCUGGGAUUGAAAGCAUUUCUUCAAUGAAUGAUCCGGCCUUGAAAUGCUCAUGUCUCCGGUCGCAACUUUCGGAAUCCGGCGCAUGGCGCAUUGGUCUGCCACUGGAAUGGCAGCGGGCAUCUAUGGUUGAGGUUGAGGCGCGAAGAGGGUAUGCUACAAGUUGGUAAUGGGGCAUGCAGACACUGCUAGGUGGACAGGAUUGUAGGGCACGCGGGGAAAUGAUCGUGGCGCGAGGAGGACAGUCAAAGCGACAUCACUCGUCAUCGCCAUCGCCAUCGUCUCCAUCUUGAUCCUCAUCGUCUUCCAGUCCCUCGUCUGCAUCCGUAGUGCCACGCGCGGCGCCCCUUCUUGACCGCUUACGAGGAGUUGCUUCU
This is a messenger RNA of Ceraceosorus guamensis, 885 nucleotides long. RefSeq lists its product as hypothetical. Bases 255 to 521 code for a protein of 88 amino acids. The record is from RefSeq and is a predicted model, not a curated record. NCBI's taxonomy places the organism in Eukaryota, Fungi, Basidiomycota, Exobasidiomycetes, Ceraceosorales, Ceraceosoraceae. The transcript has 3 exons.